This is a messenger RNA of Cephus cinctus (wheat stem sawfly), 7299 nucleotides long. Its product is annotated as tRNA-specific adenosine deaminase 1. The transcript has 7 exons. The record is from RefSeq and is a predicted model, not a curated record. Bases 6117 to 6995 code for a protein of 292 amino acids. NCBI's taxonomy places the organism in Eukaryota, Metazoa, Arthropoda, Insecta, Hymenoptera, Cephidae. Gene Ontology annotation, molecular function: RNA binding; adenosine deaminase activity; oxidoreductase activity. Gene Ontology annotation, biological process: RNA processing.
UUUAUUUUUUUUUUUUUUUUUAAAUUUUUUUUUUUUUUUUUUUUUGGUUCUACACUUGUUUACCACUUCUUCUAUCGCUGCUACCAUUACUUCUACGCGACAGAAACUUUUUACAAAUUAAUAAUGGCUGGUGAUAGGUAGGCUUAAAGUACGUAGGAUUUCUUAGGCAGACAGCAUAGGUGUAGGGAAAGUACCCAGGGACCAAACAAACGUUUUCGAGGACUGAUGGUUCUAGCGUAUACUUGUAACUGUUUAAGCCGAUUGGGGACUACACGUUGAAAAGGAUCUCCAUUGCCGGAUGCUGUGUAGACGGAGACAAUAAGCUAAGAGAAAUGAGAAUCUUACAUGUUACAGAGAACGUAGACGUUGUACGUUUGACAAGGGAGAUAAAUGUUUUGUGAAUAUAAAACAAAAAUUUUUAUAUCUUUCUUUUUUUUCUAAAUUGUAUAUAUAUACCGUGGCGGACCUUGCGUAGGAUAACGUUAAUCGUUCCUGAGGACGGUGGCGCUAAAGAUGAAAUUUUGCCGUUGGAAUAGCGCAGGAUCGUUAAAACGCUAUUUAAAAAAAAAAAAUGUCUUCUUUUCUUAAGUUAAUACAAAAUUGGAUCGAUUCACAACACUCUUACUCGGCUUGCGAAUCUAUGCAGCUGUUUUCGGAGAUCCAUGCGGGAAAGACUUAUUUUCUGAAGUUCUCUAGACUCGGGAUCCUUUUGAAUGAAUAGUCUUCGAAUUUAUACGAAAGCAAUACGCUACUACGUGAAUCUUGUACAUUAUUUUAUAUUAUUAUUAUUUUAUACGAUUAUUUAAUUUUAUUUUUAUAAAGAUUUAGCUACUAUAUUUAUAUGAACAGGUGAAAGCGAAGGAUAGGCGUUUUACUUUUAAUACUCAUUAUUGCUAUGAAUGAGUGAUGCGACUGGACACAUUUUAGUUUACGCGAACGAUUUACCUGAUUUGUCUUGGAAAAUCAUAAUCAAAAAAGAAAAAGAGAAAAAAAACAUGAACUUUUGUAGCCAUAUACGAGUGAGAUGAAGGAUGUCCAGUUGUAAUGGUUUUUCUUCUCCAGAGAUAUAUAUAUAUAUACACACACAUAUAUGUAAACAUAUUACAUAUUAUUAUUAUAUAGAUCUUAUUACUAUUAUUAUGAUUAUCAUUAAGAUUACUAUUAUUAUCGUAAAACGGUAAAGAAAUUUUUAUUUUUAUAUAUUUGGAGUUGCAUCGUGGGUGGCAGCGAGUAACGUGUACAUCACUUAAUCAAUUUUAGACACGCGUUAUAAAAAUUUUUUUUUCAAACAAGAUAGUACCAAUAAACCGUAUCUUCGUAAUACUCAAGCAUACACAUCAUGAAAGUACAUUAACGAAGUAUUUUUGAACCGAAAGGACUUCAGUUGGGCCGUACCCACGUUGCAGCUCUGAAACGAAAAAAAAAAAAAACAGAGAAAAAGAAAAAAACAGCGAGCAGGUGCCCGAACCACGUACGAAUCUCCAUUUCGAGUCCGCAUAAAUUUAGUGAAAAAGUGAUUUCUCCUUAUUUUGCACGUCGAGCAUAGAAAGAAAUAAAAGAGAGCAGAAUAUCCGCAGAGGGAUGGAGUAGUUCGUGGCGACGGUGGCGCCUCCUCGUUACCUUGCCGUCAAAGACGAGAAGGUAAAAUACCGCUGACAAAAUGUUAACAGUAUAAAUAGCCGAACGAAUUGAUCGCACGUCUGCCAUGGACUGUGUGAGAUACCUGGUGAGAGAUAUAUAUAUAUUUUAGCGGAGUGGAAUUACUCAUAUUUGUGUGUUGGGGACAGGUGCAGCAGCCGCUGCCAAGCAGCGUAGGCACCUGGGUCAGAUUCGCGAGCACCCUUAUCAAAGGGCCGGCGCUCUCUCGUGAAUACCGAGAAUACGGUCGCGCCUCCGCGGAAAGGCUUGGAGUGCUAACAAUGGAAUCCACUCGUCCCGUGCUAACACCUGGACUCUGGAACAGCAUCCGCGCUCGAUCGGUUCGAUCGGUUCGUCAACCAGCCGACCACCUUCGCCGUCCGCGCGUCACCAGCCCUGUUCGCCAGGCCUACCACCAUCACCACCACAACCACCACCACCACUAUCAAUUGCCACUAUUUAUCCAUCCUUUUAUAAUCUUCCACUUUUUUUUAUCCAGUAUCCAAAGCUUGCACUUUGCAAUUUUCGGUGAUGCAUACAAGGCAUUCCUUUAACAUGGCUGACCUGCGUUCUGCCAUGCUCAAGGAACCUGAUUAUGCAUGGCAUUCGGAAAAAAAAAGCAAAAUUAACAAACCUCGGGGAAAGUAUUGUUCGAAAGAAUCGAUGGUCUCUGAAUCCGAGUAAAUUUUUUCGUCCUUUUUCUAUUUUUCGUUUACGCCACAAUCUUGAUGGCUUACUCUGUAGUUAUUGUUACAGUCGAGAUUCCUUCCUUACCGACGCCCCGAUGGUAAUGACUUACGCUCGAAGUGCAAUCUUUGGGACGACUCGUAGCGAGGAACCAUAAUCACGUGAUAGUUAUCGGCGUCACUCAGAAGCAAGAUCGAAGGAAUGUUCAUUCCUGUUAUUUAAUUCGAGGCGAUGCACUUUACACGCGUAAGAUGCAAACGCGAAUAUUUAUGAGGAACCUUCUUUUGUAUGCCUCGUAAUCGUGGUACGUCGCGAUUUUAUGUGCGUCGCGACGCAGACAGGAUACUCAGGACACGAUAUACUUUGACCUUGGAUUACGAGGGCCCUUUUCGGCUGUACUCAUCAUGAAUUCUCAAGCGAAGAAGAAAAAAAAAACAUGCAGACAGGAGAACUCUUCAUCACUACGCGGAAGUUCUGCUUGGGUGCUGAAACGACGAUCCUGGCGAAGAGAAGGCUCCUCCUCGUGCAAGUCCGCCAUGUUGGAGAAGCGAGACAGUAACGUUUAAGAAUAUAUUUUCGAUAAACUUACGGCUAUCGUUAUUAAUAUUGUAUCGUUGCCUGAGAUUGACUCGAUUGUUCUUGUUUUCGCAAAUUUUUCACUUUCUCGUUUCGAUAUUGUAUUUGCCUAAAAGGAAACGAGGUGAUCGCAGGGGGUGGAACGAAACGAAAAUUACGGUGGGGCCACCCUUAAGGUGAAGGAAUGGCGAGCGAUACUAAUUUCACCGGGAACUAUGGCUAUUAUACAUAUAUAUGUAAAGGAAUUUUUCACGAGUAUUUUUUUUUUUAAUUUUUUUUUUCUUUUCCUUCUUUUAGUACGUGUUUACUAGAAUCGAUACGCUCGUUUCACAGACCCACUGUGUUCGAACGUUUACGUCCCGCAAUAUUAUCCAUGCAAUAACCAGCCGUCAUCAUUCUUAUUAGUUGGUGUCGGAUCGUUGAGUCGUGUUUGUUGAGUUUUGUUAAUGUUUUACAAACAAAAAAUGAUUUCCUUUUUGACCCCCCCCCCUCUUCCCUUCCGCGCACAACGCGGGUCAACUCCGCGCGAGUUCCCGGGAAGCGGAAGCUAUGCGUGAAUAGAGAUAUAUAUAUAUAUGUAUUGACGAUUAAUGGCGAAGUUAGACUGGCAACCAAAAUAUCAGAUCUGUUGUUAACACUUUUCCGCUCGCGAGAUCAUUACCUAAAUCUAAGUUAUGAAUUUAUAUUAAAAAAAAGAAGAAAAAAAAAACAGAAAAACAAAAAACAAGCAAGUGUAUGUAAUAAUUUUGUUGAUAAGUUGCAGGAGCGAUUGCGUGAGAGAUUGAUUUACUUAAUAUCGAAUUAACAUUAUAGUUUAUAAAUAAAUCUAUUAAAUGUUAGGGUCUGCCAUAAAUGUAUCUAUAAGAAUUUUAGUUUUAUAUAUACCCGGUUACUCCAGUCCAAACGCACCACCUGAAUAUGGCUUUACCAUAGGAAUCAAAUGAGCGCGCCAACUUCAUGCGAUGCGUUUGGAUUUAAUAACCCGGUUUAUAUAUAUAUAAAUAUAUAUACAUAUUACACGUAGAAACAACAAAAGCAUAUAUAUAUAUAUAUAUUUAAUAAUUUCUGUAUGUAUAAUUAUAUUUGAAUUUUUUCGCGCUCGUCGCUCGAGAACUCAUCACGAGGGACUUUGUUUUAAACGCGUCGUGAAAUCCUUAAGAAAAAUGAAAGUAAUGAAAAAUGUCUCGGUAGCUCAUCUUUUCUUGUACAUACAUACAUGCUUAAAAGCAUAGCUACAAACGCGAGUGAUCUGCAAUCUACUUAAGUUCAGUAUCGUGAAUUUACUCUCAAACGUUUUAUUAUUAUUCGUAUUAGUUGUUAGCAGUAUAUUAUUAUUAUUAUUAUUUUACGAGAAUCUCUUUAAAUAUGUCCUCUCGCAUACAUAAGGACGCAAUUGCACGCUCGCGUGCGGGAUAGAAACUCAAAUUCACGGCACUUGCGUGCUCAACGUAUGUACGUUUAGAUGAACGUAUAGAUACAUAUUUACAUGUUAUAUAUAUACACAAAUAUAUAUGUACACACUCAGAAUUAUAGAAACUGCGCAUUGCGAGCAAGGGUCUUCGCGAUUUGGGGGUGGGGGGGAACAAAAAAUGUACUUUUAGAAGAAAAUUCGUUUCCAUUAAAGUGCCUCUAAGACUGGGUGUCUAUUUUAUGUGGUGCUGCGAUAUACUGAUGUUCGAUGUGUUAAAACUUCUCAUGAUAAGAGUUAUCUGAUCGUUGGACUUAUGAAAGAUUUGAAUGGAAAACAGCGAUGGGAAUCGCGAUAGAAUUUACUCGCAUUGCGCGCAUAUAUUUAUAUAUAGAUAAGAAAUUAUAUAUUAAGCGGACAAGCAAUUUUAUUAGUAAGUUCACGUUACUUGAGUUUCGACUUGUCGUAAUGGUUUAUAUGUAGCCUCUGUCUAAAUUUAUUCGGACGCUCUUAUUUUUUUGUUUUCCUUUCUUUUUUUUUCUUUCUUUUCUCUUCUCUUCUAUAGAUUAAAAUUUUAUUGUAAUUGGCGCGUACCUUAGUUAAACGUGCAGGAUAUCGUGGCAAUAUUUAACACAUGCGGGAGGCAGCAAUGCAAAGUAAUUCUGAUUUUUAAAAGUCUUUGUUAUAAAGAUCUGAUUUACGAAAUAUAGUACUUCAUAUUGUUUACGAGAGUUUAUAGUUUGCAAUGAAAUCGCAAAUAAAAAAUUAAGCAUAUAUAUGUAUGUAUGUAUAUGCAUGUAUACUGAUUCUGUGAAGGCAGAUUAACGAAGAGCUCGAAACCUUGUAGGGUAUGAAAGUACAAAAGGUAAUGCAGAUAGUAACAAGAAAGAAUGAGGAAACGUAAAAAAAUGAAAAUUGAUAAUAACGAAAAUCGUUAUGGAGAUUUAUGUUGCGGUUCAUGUAGCAAGGAAAAUUUUCCGAAGAUUCCGGGAGACACGGUAGCUUUACUUUUACAAAAAAGAGAUAUACAUAUAUAUAUAAAAUGUUUAAUAACAAAAUUACGGAGAAAGUAAAUUAAAGUGUAGAAGAAAAAAAAUGUGUAACAGGAAAGCGUGCUCUUCGCACUCAAUCGUGACUUCGGAAACUUCCUUGAUUUUUCAGAUAGUGAAAAUAUAUUCAGAGUCGAGUGGGAGUUGCGCAACGAAAGAUGAAAUUCAUCAUUGUUCACUUUACGAAUUUUGGAAAAAGAAUUAUUUAAGUAUUACUCAUUUGUGUAUUGAUUUGUCAUUUUUUUCGUUAUAUAAACGGGUGCAUUAAGCGAUGCAGCUUCUUGUCUAUGUUUAAUGUCAAACCUAUAGUGGAAAUGUGAAAAUUAAUCGAUUCUCAUUCUCCGCACUGAUGCAUAUAACGAUAGAGUCAUAUUUUUAUUACUAUAUUAUUUAAAUUACGUUCAUUUAGCGAUUAACAGUGGUGAAAUAAAACGAAAAUCGAAUUUCUUCGUUUCACGUUUAUUUGCUUCUUCGAGAUAUUUGUAUUUCAUUCUGGCAGUGAUGACGUGCACAACGCUACAGGUAUGAAUUAUUUAUAUAUAUAUAUUAUCUUAAUUGUCAAAAGAAAGAAAAUGAAAUUUGACUUUUAUCAAUCUGGUAUUCACAAAUUUGCUACAUAAAGAGACCGUUGAAAAGUUAAUUCCAUCUUGGUUCUCUGGUGUUCACUUAGGUGAAACGUAGAAUUGUUAUAAAUAGAUUCCAAUAAGUUUAUUUUGAAAAAGUUGUUUUUAUAUAACAUUUUAAUAUUUAAAUAAAUCAUGAGUGUUAUGGACAUAUAUGUUCAUCUGUCGAGUGUAUAUAAAAUGCCUCUUGUAGGACUUGGUACGUAUAGGGUGAGAGGAAGAGAUGUCAUAUACACUGUUAUUGACGAAAGUUUGAAUUCAGGAUAUCGUUCAUUUGAUACAGCUGCAGUAUACAAAAAUGAAGAAGAUAUUGGAUAUGCAUUGAAUAAGUUACUUCCAAAGUAUGCUUUGUCAAGAUCUGACUUAUUUAUAACAUCAAAACUUUCUCCUAGUGAUAACGGUGAUCCACAAAGAAUUCGUGAAUCUGUAUUAAGAUCUCUGAAGUGGUUAGGCACUGCGUAUUUAGAUUUGUAUUUGAUUCAUUGGCCAGGUGCCAGUGGUAUGUCAGAGAAUUCACAGCAGAAUCCUGAAUUAAGAAAUCUCACUUGGAGGACAUUAGUUGAGAUACAAAAAGAAGGAUACAUCAGAUCGAUAGGUGUAUCAAACUAUAAUAUAAAGCACUUGAAAGAAUUACUGCAGAACUCUUAUGGUGUUAUUCCAGCAGUGAAUCAAGUGGAAUGUCAUCCUCAUUAUUCCCAAAAGGAAUUAAUAGAUUUUUGCAAACGGGAGGGAAUACAUGUGCAAGCUUAUUCGUCAUUGGGCACUAGUGACCCUACGGCUCUUUUGAAAGACCCUGUAGUUUAUAGUAUUGCUUCUGACAUUAAUGUUUCUCCUGCCAGAGUACUUUUAAAAUGGGCAGUACAACAAGGCAUUGGAAUUAUACCAAAAGCUGUAAACAAGAAACACAUAAAAGAAAAUGUUGAGUUAAACUUUAUGCUUACCUCUAGCCAAAUGGAAACACUAUCAAAUUUACCUCAACAAAAAUAUGCGUGGGAUCCAACAAAUGUUUUUUAAAUACUAUAAUUUCAAAUCUUGCCUUCAUUGAUAUUAUUAUUACGAGAACAUUUUUUUUGCUUGGUAGUGGAUUAAAACAGUAUAUAUUAUAAAUUAAUAUGAAUAGCUUUGCAGAUAAAGUAGCAAAACUCUGCCUACAAAAGUACAAUAGUUUAAAGAAAACCGGUAAACCUACCAGUAACGAAUGGACCGUUUUAUCUGGCAUAGUUUUGGAAAAUAUUAAUGGUACAUUAUCAGUGGUAUCCCUGACCACAGGAACAAAGUGUUUGGGUGGUUCUGAUCUACUGAAUACUGAAAUAUGGGA